GAAUGUUUGGUCUUGUGACCUUGUUUGAAAAUUACUUGGAAUCGUGUGUGAAUAUUGGUUUCAGCCCAAGUGUGACGGCGCGGAUCAUCUAAAUGUAACCCGCUUCAGGAUUUGUAACGGUGAAUGCCCUUCGAACCAUGUUCCGGGACACUUUUGGUGUUUCCUCGACAUUCCGGUCGCUGAGGUUACGGAGAGAGUUGCAUGAUUUGGAGGAACGAAGACGAGGUUUGUACAGACAUAGACACACAACCGUUGCCAGCCAACGUCCAGUUGGGGAAACAAGACCACGGCCGAAGGUCAGCACCGAUCCGUCUGUUCACGAGGCCCUGUUGAGCGGGGAUUUGGACAAGAUCGGGGACAUCUUCCUGAGCAAAGAUUCGGUCAACACGAUCGUUGCGACAAUCAGCCAUGAACUGAGCUGGUCAGCAGAACUAGGUCUUUGGUCACUUACCUCCAAACAGAAACGAACAACGCCGCUCUAUAUCACUGCACAGCGAGGGCACACAGAGUGUCUGAAGCACUUACUGGGACAUGGCGCUGAUGUUAAUGCAGAGCCUGGAGGAGCAACGGCUUUGCAUGCUGCCUGUGCCAAUGGGCACACUGAAUGUGCCAAACUUCUGCUCAGAAUUGGAGCUGAUCCCAAUGCAAUCUCUGAUGAAGGGUAUGCUCCUCUGCACCUGUGCACCAGCCCACAGACCAUUUUGUGUGCUAAGCUCUUGCUGGAACAUAAUGCCAGAGUGAACAUGCAGACCCGGGAUAGACAGAUCACUCCACUUCAUGUUGCUGCAAAGCAUGGUUUGGACGAGCACGUGGACCUUUACCUGAGCUACUGUGCCUACUGCCACAAGCAGAACCGCGAAGGAGAGACUGCACUCAAUGCUGCCUGCUCUUAUGUGGAGAAACGAGAGGCUUUUGGUAGAUAUUACAAAGUCUGCAAGAUGCUGAUCAGUAGUGGAGCUGACGUGAAAACUGCUGGGAAAAAGAAGCACACGCCGCUCCACAAUGCCUGUGGGAAUGGUCACCCUGGGAUUGUGGAUUUAUUACUGAUGCACGGUGCUUCUGUCAAUGCUGAGAACUGUGCUGGCUACACACCAAUGGACUGCAUCUUACUGGCGGUUGAAGAUCACUUGGACUAUCACCCGGAGCAAAUUGUCUUAAUACUCCUGAACCACGGAGCAGCUCCAGUUAAUCCCAAGAUACUCAAGCAAUGCGCAAUGUCUCCCCAGACAAUGGAAGUUGUGUUAAAUACCUACGAGUGCAUCCCAUUCUGCGACUCUUGGUUAGAAGCGGUGCCCCCAGAAGUGUGGCAAGAACACGAGGCUUUCUACGAAUCCAUUGUACAAAUGACCAACAAACCACGUUCUCUUCAACAUCUUGCACGCUGUGCUUUAAGGAAGUAUCUUGGAACUCAAUGCCAUUCGGUCAUACCACAGUUACCACUUCCAAGUAGUUUCAAGGAGUUUUUACUGUUGAAAUGUGAAGGUGGUUUCAAAUGAAAAGAUAAUAAUAAAAGUUGAAAUUUCUGGAAAGGCACAGAUUUUUGCAUCACCAUAUUUUAUUACAUGGUUUCGCCCACUGGAUUAGAAACAAAAAUGCUAUGAAGUGACUUAUCCAGGAUGAGUUUGGUGCUUCCUAUCUUUUUUUUUGCCUGCUAAUUUGCACUCCUUGCAAUCUCCUUUAUUUGGUACAAUUAAAUGAACAAAGCCAAAGGGAUUACCCUAAAAUUGCAGGAAAUCGUAUUAAAUAAUGUUGUUGUUUGCUAUUACGUAUUUGAAACUUGUGUUUUCAAUGAAUAUGUGUUUUAUUUAAGUUAUUGGUACACUAGAUGGAUCUUGCAGAUUUUAUUUUCCAUACUGUAGUUUAAUAAUUUAACCUGAACUUCAGUUCCUGCUGCCUCACAGUUCCAAGAACCUGGGUUUUCUAGUGCUGUCUAAUUGGAGUUUGCAUGUUCUCUCCCUGACUGCUUGGGUUUUCACGGAGUUCUUUGUUUUUCUUGCUCAUUACAAAAAUGUGUUUGAAGGUUAAUAACAAUUGUAAAUUACCCCUUACUGUACAACAGUGAAAUAAUAUUUUUGGAAUCGCUAAUGAACACAGCCACAAAUUACUUUUUAAUGCUAUUUGCCAAAAUUGUUUUGGCUCAUCACCACUACUGUUACCCUGUUCAAAUGAGAGUACUAAAAUGCCUAUGAAAGUGUUAUAACAAUAAAAUAAAAAAUAUUUUCAGACCUUUU
Messenger RNA from Amblyraja radiata (thorny skate), 2231 nucleotides. RefSeq names its product ankyrin repeat and SOCS box containing 16 (gene asb16). Gene Ontology annotation, cellular component: nucleus. Gene Ontology annotation, biological process: positive regulation of transcription by RNA polymerase II; intracellular signal transduction. The transcript has 5 exons. The record is from RefSeq and is a predicted model, not a curated record. NCBI's taxonomy places the organism in Eukaryota, Metazoa, Chordata, Chondrichthyes, Rajiformes, Rajidae. The coding region runs from base 138 to 1496 and encodes 452 amino acids. Gene Ontology annotation, molecular function: protein binding; transcription cis-regulatory region binding.